Molecule: messenger RNA, 4622 nt
Organism: Rhineura floridana
Lineage: Eukaryota; Metazoa; Chordata; Lepidosauria; Squamata; Rhineuridae
Product: butyrophilin subfamily 1 member A1-like
Exons: 6
Coding region: 508-1179 (223 amino acids)
Molecular function (GO): protein binding
Source: RefSeq, a predicted model, not a curated record
AGUUGGUGAAUAUGGAGGAAGAAAAGAAAUGUGCAGCCAGACCCCAGAGAGGAGCAGUGCCUGCAAUACCACCUCCUGUUCCAGCCAAAGGGCAUUUACGCAGCUGAGAAGUGCACUAUUGGGGAGCAGCACAGUAAUCAUUCACAGAAGGAGCAGAUUAGGCGAGAAAUCUGUUUCUGGACUGGAUCACCUCAGACUGCAGGGUGGCUGUGGGAGAAUGGAACAUUUCUCCAUACAAGUUAACCAAAAACGUCCCUGCACACAGAAAUACAGCAGGAGAAGAGUACAGAAGCUUGCUGGCCACCUCCCCUUGCUCUCCCUGUGAAGCAGCCAAGGCUUCAGCCACUCUGCGCUUUAAUGGUUAACAACCACCCCAACAGAGCAGCCGUUUCUACAGCACCAGGGAAGGUUGCAAAAGGACUUCCCUUUCCUAUGUUGCCAACUCAGAAGAACUGAAGUGAGUGAGCAGAUCGUUUGUCUUUCUUCUGGCCUGGAAUUGCUUUUGGGAUGUUGCUGGCAGCAAGCGUUACUCUGAAGUGCAUUGUGAUCUUUCUGAUUCUGUCUGCUUCCCAGGUCCCUGCAAAUCCACAUGAAGAGAUACAGAGUUGCCUGCAAAAAUGUAUUCCUUGCAGAUCAGCUACUAACCACAGAACAGCCAAUCUCACUCUGGAUCCAAAGACAGCUCAUCCCCAGCUCUAUGUCUCUGAUGAUCUGAAGACAGUAAAAUGGAGAGAUAUGAAACAACAUGUGACUAGCGGUCCUCUGAGAUAUGACGUGAUGGCCAGCGUAUUAAGCCAUGAGGGCUUCACCUCAGGGAAAAAUUGCUGGGAAGUAGAGGUGGUGCAAGGAGGAAGCUGGUGGGGUGUGGGUGUUAUCAGGGAGUCCGCAAACAGAAAUGGGCCUAUUUUCCUUGCACCUGAAGGGGGCUACUGGGCUGUACAGCGUAUUGAUGGACAGUACCAGGCAAUCACCAAUAAUCCUAGGACAAAUUUGUCCUUGUGCCACCCCCCCAGUAGGAUCCGGGUUUCCCUGGACUAUUCUGAGGGUCUGGUAGCAUUUUUUGAUGGUGAUACCAAUGCUCAUCUCUUUACCUUUCCAAAAGCUGAGUUCGCUGGAGAGAAGAUCCAUGCUUGGCUCUUGAUCUAUGGGUGGAAUGGGGAGCUCACAAUCCAUCCAUGAGACAAAGGAACAUCCUAAUGCUUUCAGGGUCUGUGAAACCUGCUGUUCUAGGUUCUCAAAUCAGUCUCUAUGUGUGGUUUUGGAGGGCUCCGAUAUAGGAACACCUUUCACAUCUCAACACUGGCAUUAGGGUAAUACUUUUAUUAGGCCAGCCAAAAUGCCACAAAAUACUAUGCAAGCUCUCAAGUUCUUCAGAAUUCUUCACAGGAUUUGUGAGUUUUAUCUCUGUCGUUUCUAUAUUGCUUUGUUUUCACUAUGUCAUACUUUUACACCACUUUGAAACUUUUUGUAUUAGCAGUCUAUAGGGAUGGAAGGUUCUGCCAAUGUUAGUACUCUGUUUCUCAUUUUUCCAACCCUAAAUUCAGUUCACAUUUCUGUAGCAAUUUGUGGUUUUUUAAAAAAAAUUCCUCCUGAAAAUUCUUCCAUGUUUUUACACAAAUUUCUUCUAAUAAACACAUUUGUUUGCAGUUCUUCCUAACAUACACAUAUUUGCAAGCCAUUUCUCCUAAUAUAAUGCAUUUGUAUUUUAUUUUCACAAUAUAUUCAUUUUUAUGCAUGAUUUUCCCCUAAUAUAUGGUUUUUGUAAACGUUGGUUGGUUGGGAAACUACAGCGCAAACUUCAAAUAAGUGCAAAUUUCAAAGUACAGCUGUGUUUGGUUGUCAUUUCGUUCUUGAAAAUGUGGAUUUGAUAUCUUUGGCUUUAAAUGCAAACUGACUUUAAUUUCUCCCCCAUCCCUAAGUGGUGUAUAAAUUAUUGUAAAUGAAUAAAUAAAUAAAGGCUUGGUGGUAAGCAAGAGGUGGAAGUUCCCCAAGGAUCAGUAUCGGGACCUGUACUGUUUAACUUGUUAAUAAAUGAUCUAGAGUUGGGGUGAGCAGUGAGAUGGCCAAGUUUUCUCAUGAUACUAAAUUGUUCAGGGUUGUUAAAAAGAGAAAGGCGAUUGUGAAGAGCUCUAAAACGACAUCUCUGAACUGAGUGGGUGGUAAAAUGGCAAAUGGAAUUAAUUUGUUAAGUUUUGCAUAUUGGAGCAAAUAAUCUUAAUUUCACAUGCAUGAUCAAAGGAUCUGAAUUGUCGGUGACUGACCAGGAACAAAACAGUACAUAGUUAACCUAUGGAAUUCGCUUCCAUAAGAGGCAGUGAAGGCCACCAACUUGGAUGGCUUUAAAAGACAAUUAGCCAAAUUCAUGGAGGAAAAGGCUAUCAGUGGCUACUGACUAUGAUGGCUAUGCUCUGCCUCCAAAGUCAAAGGCAGCAUGCUUUUGAAUACCAGUUGCUGGAAACUGUAGGAGGGGAGAGUGCUUUUGCACUCAGGUCUUGCUUGUGGGCUUCCAACAGGCAUCUGUUUGGCCACUGUGUGAAAGGGAUGCUGGACUAGAUGGGCCACCCGCCUGAUGCAGCAGGCUCUUCUUACAUUCAUAUGUUCUUAUGAAGAGAAGUAAAUAGCUGGCUGAUGUUGAAAUCAUGGAGCUUUAUGGCACAGUAUUAUGUGAGAGGAGGCAGCAGACAUUCAAAUGAGACUGUAGUAGGUGUUAUGUAGGUUUCAGGUUCCACCUAGGACUGCUAGGAAUAAGAAACACAUGAUGGUUGAUUCCCUAUUUUCAAAAUUAUAAAAUCCAGCUGUUACCUAGCUCUGCUUCCAUUCUUAAGCAAAACACACAGAUUUCUUCGUAGAUGGGAAACAAAAAUAAAUGGAUAGCCUUAAAAGAGGUUUAGAUGAAUUCAUGGAGAAUAAAACUAUCAAGGGCCACUAGCCACCAAGGCUAUGUUCCACCUCCACUGUCAGAGGCAGUGGAGUACCAAUUGCUGGGAAUUGCAGGUGGGGAGAGCGUUGGUCCACUCAGGUCUUGUUUGCAGGCUUUCUGUAGGCAUCUGAUUGGGCCACUGUGAGAAAAGGAUGCUGGACUACAUGGGCCUUUGGCCUGGUCCAGCAGCCUCUUCUUAUGCUCUUAAAGAAACUAGGCAAUUUUUAUAUUAACAAAGCUGGAAAUUAAUUUUGGGUGGCAUACUAGGUUAAAAAGCUCAAUAGAUGCUGAACUGGUUAGCUUUACCUAGUGCUUGGAGGAAAUGUUCCCUCAGAGAAUAAAGUCCCACCUUGAAACAAUAUAAGAUCCUCUAGUUUAGGAUCCCACUGUUGAACAGUUGAAUCUGGUAUUCUCCCAAGUCACACAAAUAGCAAAGGUAGCCACAUUGGCCCAUAAGAAAAAAUCCAAAAUCCACAUUAAGGAAACACCUUCAUUAGGCCAACCAAAAUCUUAGCGUGCAGAUGUCCACAUUCUCCAGAACUUUUUAUCAGGCUUCAUAUUCAACCCUCCGAAUCCCAGAGACAGAUACAUUCAGGAGGUGUCACUCUAAAGGACUACCUACUUACCUUGUGUAGCAAGGCCAAAAUGUUCUCUUUGAGGUGCUGUAUGGCAUAUUUGAAUAAACCAGGGAUGUAGUUCUCUAGGGUUGCAGGGGGUCAUAGCCCCUUUUUGGGAGCAGGCUCCCUGCCAGGUCCCUAUGUACAAGUCAAUGAGCAUGAAAGGGGACCAUGUCAGCCACUGAGAAGAGUCCUUGUCCUUUUGUGCUGACUGGAGCCAAUCCGAGUGAAAGGAGGUGAGUCAGCCACUGAGAAGACUCUUCUCAGGAGCUACAGUAACACAUAGCCUUCCCCGUCAUCCUGAUUGGCUCCCAUGGAUGUCUGUUGUAGUAGAGUGUGGACUCAGAGACAGUAUGGAGAGCAAGGGAGAUGAGGGAAAGUGGGAAUGGGGGCAUGGCUGGGAGGGGGCAUUGCAUGACUAUCAUGAAGGGACCCUGCACCUCUGCACCUCUGAAUUUGCCACUACACUACUGGAGCUGAGAGAUACUUUUGCAGAUUUCACUGAAGAUUUAAUGAAUAUUCCAAAGCAUAUUUACUCCAAAGUAAAUCCCACGUCCCACUAAAUUCAGCAGGGCUUACCGCCUGGUAAGCAUGCAGAGGAGUGUAGCCUUAUAUUUAAUAUAUAUAUAUUUAAUGAAUAUAUGUUUUAGUGCAGGGGUGCGGAGCCUCAGGCAUGUAUACCAAAUCUACCUGACCUUGGUAUUCUGCCCAGGCCACCCCAUCUGCCACCCUACCCUUCACCAGCUGUGCUUUAUAGAUGGGCAGCAAAAAGGUGAGUGUUUUUACCUGGCCAGAAUGUGUCUGAUCAUGACUCUUGCCUGCCUGGAUGGAUGGAGGAUUGAGAGAUGUGUACGAGUGUGUGUAGAAACUAGAGUACCGUACAAAGGUAACAUUUAUAUUUGUUGCUCCAUCCACUUUUGCCUCUGGCCCCGCCCACCACUGGCAUGUGAACAGUGCACCAAUGAAUUCUUUCUUGUGGUGGUUGUAUUAAUGAUAGCAAUUUUGUGCACAGAAAGAUAGUAUACACCAGCUAUUGUAAGUAAAAAAUUUUUUAAUAUAUAUAAAGAUUUAUCAUGUAUGGUUUU